Molecule: messenger RNA, 381 nt
Organism: Aspergillus piperis CBS 112811
Lineage: Eukaryota; Fungi; Ascomycota; Eurotiomycetes; Eurotiales; Aspergillaceae
Product: SUMO family protein SMT3
Exons: 2
Coding region: 1-267 (88 amino acids)
Biological process (GO): protein sumoylation
Cellular component (GO): nucleus; septin ring
Molecular function (GO): ubiquitin-like protein ligase binding; protein tag activity
Source: RefSeq, a predicted model, not a curated record
AUGGCCGACUCCGGAGAGGCCCCCGCGGCUGUCGAGCACCUCAACAUCAAGGUGACCGACAACAACAAUGAAGUGUUCUUCAAGAUCAAGCGCACAACCCAGUUGAAGAAGUUGAUGGACGCGUUCUGCGAAAGGCAAGGAAAGCAGCCAUCUACGGUCCGCUUCCUUUUCGAUGGCACCCGUGUGCGCCCUGAAGAUACACCCGAUACUCUCGAGAUGGCCGAUGGGGACACUCUCGAAGUGCACCAGGAACAAAUCGGUGGCUAGAUAGCAUUAUCUCUCUCUCGAUGAAUCAUGAUUAUUAUGUCUUUUUUCCCCAAAAUACAUUACCAGCCCCGUUGUGUUUCUUGCCUUUAUUUACCCAAAUUUUUUUCUCCCGAC